Messenger RNA from Siniperca chuatsi (mandarin fish), 5435 nucleotides. It is a transcript of the gene csf3r, whose product is annotated as colony stimulating factor 3 receptor (granulocyte). The record is from RefSeq and is a predicted model, not a curated record. Gene Ontology annotation, molecular function: protein binding; cytokine receptor activity. The transcript has 17 exons. Gene Ontology annotation, biological process: cytokine-mediated signaling pathway. Gene Ontology annotation, cellular component: external side of plasma membrane. Lineage: Eukaryota; Metazoa; Chordata; Actinopteri; Centrarchiformes; Sinipercidae. Bases 2553 to 5063 code for a protein of 836 amino acids.
AACAGCCGUGCAAGAGGCCACACUCCUUGGUGUACAACAACUCUGGGGUAUGUAAUCACAUUAAGCAUUAUCUAGUGUGAAUGUUAAAUAUGACGAUGAUUGUGAUUAUAACUGAAUCAGUAUCAAUCUGCCAAGUACAAUGAGUGCACGUGGAAUCUAACUUGUUUAAUUGAUGCAGACAAAUUACAAAAGAGACAUUACAUUUGUGUGAAUUAAGUGCAUAUGGCAGGACACUUUGUUCAGCACAUAUGCAAACAGAAUGCAGUAACAGUGAUGAUAGGAACAAAAAGUAAAGCACAUGCAAGGUGCACAUUGCCUCUUAUCAGGACAUAUGGUCCCUCCAUCUGGAAGUUUUGAUAAUGUGGGCAGCUAGUACAGCACAUAUCUGAACUUUCACUGCAGAAUACAUACAGUGUAAGUCUGUAUAAACACCACUUUGUUCCAGACUGUUCCAAAACAAUUGAAAUGCCAUGGCGAGCCCCUGAAUUUUCCUCUGGUACCACAAUGUUUUUGGCUUUUAGUGAAAUAUCAUGACUACUAUUGGAUGGAUUUCCUUGAAAUUUGUUUCAUGUGUCCAUGAUGUCCAAUUCCAGAAAAAGCUGGACCAUUUUCUUGUCAAAGUUCUGUUUCCAGGAUCAAGAAUGCACUUUCACACUCACUUUUUAGUUCAUUCAGGUCACGUCUGAUAAUUAGAUUUCUGAGUGAUAAAAGAAAUGAAUACAUUUUUUUAAUGUAAAUAUAAUUACUAAGAAAAUAAAAUAGUCGACCCAAUUUAGGCCCAAUUUCACCAGUAAGGUUCAUUCACUAAAAAUGUGCUAAAGUUUAUUGUACAUUCAAACGUAAACACUUUCCAGUUCAGUUCUAGCAGGUCUGGCAUCAGUAAUAGCAUCAGUACAGCUGUGAGGAGGGUAUUGAGUAUUUAAUAGCACAUAAAUAGUUCAGAGGUUAUAGGGCUGAUUUGAGAACACACUCAGGAUUUGUUAGAAAAAGAAAAAUAAUAGAUGCAAUGUGUAAUUCGCUUUACUAUUAAACCCUGGGGACAGUAUAUUGAUUUUGACUCAUGGGGUUGAGUGCAGUAGUAGGAUGGCACUGUUUCAACAGAAGACAUUAAGGGUAUUAAAUAUUUUUAGAUUUGAAUGUAAGCAUCCAAGAUUUUCAGAAGCCAUGAUUACAGCAGUUGUGAUUGCAGUAAACUACUGUAAUUCUCUGCAUAAUGGUAGAUAGAUAUGAGAGGAUACUUCCAGCAGUGACUAAUUUGGGGUUAGUCACAUUGCUAAUGUGAAUAAGAAUCUAAAGAGGAGACAGCAUUCUAUUAAGCACAGUACAAGAACCGUAAUCAAACCUAGCAAAGCUUCAUCAGUUCAACUUAGCUUCGGGGGCCUCAGCUCAUUUUACUGCUCACUGAAACGUAGCAUGUAAUACCCAGUGGAUGGAGAACACUUCGUUCAUUACUGCUGAUUAGGAAAAAAGAUCAAGCAAAAUAUGUCAACGUGUGAUAACCAGUUAAUGUAUUUUUAAUUAGUGCCUGCUUUUCUUUUCUCCUGUUGAUUCCUAUUCAAAAACCUACCAUUGUGUGCAUUUAAUUCCUCCUCCAGCGGCCUCUCAAUUAACACUUAACUUCCAUUAUGUUUUUGAGGGUGGCAGAGUGACCGAGCAGGGAUACAGCUGUUAGAUUAAAAGUUGAGUGGGUGAGCUCACUGGCUCGCCUUGCUCCCCAUUUUGAAAUGAGGCCUCAGCCAGAGAAUCAUUUUACAAUUUAAUAAGCUAAUAAACGUGAUAUGGCAAGUAGUUUCAAGUGCCCUUGGGGGGUCAAGGCACAGUUUACAAUCCAAUUUAAGAGCUUGUUCUAUUACCAUGCUGACAAAGGCUUGGACAGGCUCAGAGAUGGAGAUGACUGCGUUUUGAGGCAGCCUCAGUGAUACAGCAGAUCGGCUACUUCAAAGGUCACACUCAACACAGAGGGGUCAGCCUGAACCAGACAUACAUUACAUUCUUCAAGAGGGCUCCCUGGAGUCAUAUUGUAAGGCAUUUGACAGCGGCCAGAUUGAUGGAAAAGACCGUCAAAUAAAGUUGAAAUACCUCCGUACGCUCAUACAAGCAAAGGCCAGACACCUCAGCUGUUCAGAGAUUUAGAUUUAAUUGCUUCAAAUUGAGGUGUAAUGUUCUUAUUACUUCUUGAGCAAUCACAAAAGCAAUAUAUUGUGACACCCCACUUUUCUUCCCUUAACUGGGCCCCAUGAGUCAUGUGUUUCUUCCUGGAAAAUAGUGAAGUUUCACAAAUUCAAAAUAAGGAUGUUGCUGCUGCUGUUACUUGGCUAACACACACAUAUGUCCUCCACUCCGAGCUGCUUGGGGCCACACUGUGUCAUCUGGUGCUAUCAGGGCUGAUGAGAGCCUGUCGUCUUUCUGGGUCUGCUGCAGCUGCUGUGUGCACAGAGAGACACAGAAAUGUUGUGAAGGCAUGUCUGUGCUUUGUUGGUGUUGCUUUGUGAGACGGCAACCAGAGUUCAGUGACUUUUUACCUUUCGUAGUUGUGUAAUGGUUUUAUCAUCAUGAUAUCCACAUGGGUGUUAGUGAUUGUCAUGCUGCUGGUAUUUGUGAAUGGAGCCAUAAACAAGGAUGACACACAGCUGUGUGCAAAGGUCCAAACGUCCAGCUCAGUGGUGCCUUUGGGGUCACCUGUCACAGCCACCUGUGUCAUCAGAGACGACUGCCCUCUGCUCAUUGGACAAGCUGUUCAUAUAGAGUGGCGCCUUGGUGAUCGCUUUCUCCAAAGCAGCCCCAUGGCCAGUGAGAGCGGCAGAGUUUCCGAGGUUGUUAUACCGAGCUUCAAUUACACCAGGGCGUUCCUCACCUGCUGUGUCCAGGCCUCUGCUCUUCAAGUGGUUGGAGGAGUGGAGAUCAGAGCUGGAUAUCCACCAGAAGCACCACAAAACCUCUACUGUCAGACAAACCUCACCACCCCUAACACCCUGACCUGUAGCUGGGACCCUGGGCAGCAGGAGACCCACCUGCUCACAAAGUACACCCUCCACACCAAGAUAUGGGAUUCAAACGAGAACCACGUUUACGAGCUGCUACCAGGAGUCCACUGCUACACCAUCCCUCGCUCUGGCUUUGCCCUGUUCUUAGAAAUGGAAAUAUAUGUGAAGGCAGUGAAUGAACUUGGAGAAGCAACCUCAGUACCUAUCAUUUUAGAACCUGUCAGUGCAGCUAAGUUUGACCCACCAACGAUUCUGAAGGUUCAAGUUGAGCCUAAAAGGUACGGCUGCCUAAAGUUGAGCUGGAGCUUAUCUCAGCAACAGGCCUGGAUGCAUGACUGCCGCCUGAACCUGGAAGUCCGACUUAAGACUGCUCACAGCAGUCAAUGGAGUGAACGACCAAUCCUGGUGAGCCGGGUUAGACCAACCAGACCUGUGGAGCAGUGUCGUCUCCUCCAUGGGACUCAGUAUCUCGCCCAGAUUAGAGUCAGAUACCAGCAAAGCCCCUGGAGUGAAUGGAGCAGCAGCCAGUCUGGAGUAACCUUAGAGAGUGCUCCCUCUGGACGCCUAGACACGUGGAUGAAGGUAUCAGGGGAUGACAAAGACAAACAACUCAACAUACACUUGUUUUGGAAGCCAUCAAAACAGUUCCGUGCCAACAGCCAAAAUGUGUCAUACAUUGUCUCGGUGCAAAAACUGGCAGGUGAAAAGGGAAAGGUGUGCUCUACAUUGGGGAAUUACUGUACUUUCCAGCUUCCCAAGAGAGCAAAGAAAGUGUAUCUAAGUGCUGUAAAUGCAGCAGGGAAAUCCUCCCCCACUGAAGUUCCGAUUUACUCACCUAAAGCUCAUACAGUGAUAUCAGACAUCACAGUCACUCCUCAUAAUAACAGAUCCCUACUGGUCCAGUGGAGAAGCCUGAUUUCUUCCAGUCUUACUGGUUUUGUGGUGGAAUGGAGACCUUUGUUAAAAACAGACCUCUCUCUCACCCAGUUUAUAAUGACUGCCAGAAACCAGACAAGCAUUGUUAUAACAGGCAGCUUUGAGCCCUACAAGCCCUAUGGGAUCUCUGUGUAUCCUAGGUUUAAGGAUGGGAUAGGCCUUCCUCAGACUGUUAAUGCCUACUCGAAACAAAAGGCUCCAUCCAUGGUUCCAAAAAUAAGAAUUAAAAAAACUUGGCAGUCAGGUAUUGAGCUUACCUGGGAUGAAAUACCGUUAGACCAAAGGAACGGAAUUAUCCAGAACUACAAAGUUUUCUACUGGAAUGAGAAGGCACUCAUUAACGUUGUGAAUGCUGCCAGGGAAGAGAGGAGGGUGGUCCUGAAAGACCUCAACACUAUGUCUCUGUAUGAAGCUUUCAUGAUGGUUAGCACAUUUGGUGGGAGCCUGAAUGGGUCAACAAUUCAUUUCGAAAUCGAGCCCUUUGAUGCGGUUGCUGUUAUGAUGAUUGUAACUGCGUCUGGUGUUGGACUGUCAUUGCUCAUUAUCUUCACAGUCAUGACUUGUUUCUCCAUCCACAAAAGGCUGAAGGGGCAUUUCUGGCCAGCUGUUCCAGAUCCGGCUAAUAGCAGCAUCAAGAGAUGGACAUCAGGAUCAGCACAGAAUACCCAUCUUGCCUCGGACAGUGAGGAUCCAAAUCCAAUUUACCUGUCCCAUCUCAGCUUCCUGGACCUCCCUGUGAAACUAAGUAAAGAGGAUGAUGACCCAUGGUUAAGCGGUACAGAUGACACCAGUGACCUGGGAGAGUCCAUUUGUGGUUCACCAUUCAUCCCUGGCUACUCUGGUUCAAACAGCGACUCUGUUCCUUAUGCCACUGUGAUCUUCUCUGGUCCAUGCAACAGCCCUACACCUAAAGCACCUCAUGUCUACCUGCGUUCUGAGUCCACACAGCCCCUCUUGGAGACUGAAGAAUCCUUCAGUCCAAAGUGCUACCAGAAUACGGCAAAUGAUGGGAUGUCAAGGGAGCAAUGUUUUUUUGGCCCGUGCCAUGAUUGUGCACCUGAAGAAGUUGCAGACCCAGACAUUCUGUGGGACGACUUUCCUUUUCUACGAGCAUUAGCAAUGAAUGAUACUCAAAAUGACUAAAAGUACUUUGCUGAUUAUAAGAGAGCUUUGCAAGACGUUGGUGUAGAUCUGAGUUUGUGUAAUGAGCCCAUUGUGAUAAACUGAUCCAGCAUAGCACACAGCUGUAAAUGCAUGCUAGUUUUAAUCCUAAAAUCACUUUGAUAUUUAAUGAUUAUGAUGCCCAUGCUCUGUCUGUACCACACUUUGUAGAUACAUCACCUCCUUAGAAAAUAAACUUUUUUACUGAAGAAAAAAUUAAUAUUGCUGAGAUGAUACUGUUGUGGGUUAUAUGCAAACUUUCUCAAAAAUACUUACCUUUUAAGUAUUAAGGGGGGACUAAGGGGACACAGUUAAAACAGUGUCUUUGAAUAAAAAAAUGUAACAGGAUAAAAA